GAGCUGGGCGGCGACUGUGAAGAGCAGCUUGCUUUAUAACACAUGCCACCAAACCAUCAACACACUGUAUGUUGCAUUAGGCGCUCAAAGAAGAAUAAACCGAAAAUCUUUUGAAAGAUGCCGGCAAGUAUAAGUCUUCUGUGGAUUUGUGCGAUGAUUCCCUCUGUGAUCACUCUGGAAUUCAAACACCACAGUGCGAAAGAUUUGGAAUCGUUUUUACAGCGAGUCCACACAUCCUGGCCGUCAAUUACCAACUUGUAUAGCAUUGGCAAAUCUAUCGAAGGUGUUGAUCUUUGGGUUCUGGCAAUUGGAAAACACCCAAACGAGCACACUGUGGGGACCCCUGAAGUGAAGUAUAUCGGGAACAUCCAUGGUGAUGAGCUUGUGGGCAGAGAAAUGUUGCUCCACUUAAUUGAGCAUCUGGUUGAAAAUUAUGGAACGGAUCCCACCAUAACUGAGAUAAUAAACAGUACCCGGAUUCACAUCAUGCCAUCCAUGAACCCAGAUGGUUAUGCAAUGACUGAUCUAGAAGGAUAUUGUGUUUCUUCUUCUGGCAGACACAACAAAGCGGGCAUUGAUCUGAACAGAAACUUCCCCGAUUAUCCUCAACAGGACAAGUUACUAUUGCAACCAGAAACGGAGGCAGUAAUAAACUGGAUUUUGAAUGAAACUUUUGUUCUGUCCUUGAGUUUGCAUGGGGGAGCUCUUGUAGCCAGCUACCCAUAUGACAGCCUUAAAGGAGGCAUUAACAAACAAAACAACAGCACAUGUCCUGAUGACGAUGUCUUCAUUCAACUUGCAAAGAACUUCUCCUACAACCAUGCAGGAAUGUUCUAUGGAGAUGAAUGUGAUGGCACACCAACUUUCAAAGAUGGAAUUACCAAUGGAGCUGGCUGGUAUCCUUUUGAAGGUGGAAUGCAAGACUACAACUACGUGGUGGGACAGUGCUUUGAACUAACUAUAGAGCUAUCAUGUUGUAAAAAUCCUCCAGCAUCUGCAUUGGAGACCUUCUGGAAUGAAAGCCACAUCUCCCUACUUAAUUUCUUCCAAACCGUUCAUUUAGGUGUGAAAGGACAAGUCCUUUAUAGUGAUGGUAACCCCAUUGAAAAUGCAACUGUAAAGGUUCAAAACAGGGAUAACAUCAAUCCUUUUCGAACAAAUCAAAAGGGAGAAUAUUAUAGGCUUCUGUUGCCUGGAACAUAUACCCUGGAAGUGACUGUGCCGAAAGGUCAUUCACAGUCAGCCAACGUGAAUGUUGUUAAUGAAGUACCAAAUUUCUCUGCUUUGGUCGUUAAUUUUCAUUUCCCCGUCAGCGAUGGGUCUUUAACAACUGAAAAGUAUCAAGGUUCAAACAUAGCCAGCAAUGUAGAACAAAGCAUAAUUAUUUUAAUCUCUUCUGUACUUCUCAGUUUUAUUCACUUUUAAUUCGUUAGUUAAGGAUGUUUCAACAUUGUAAACAUACUCUGCAACCAAAUUAAUUUUCACGAGACCCAUUCAGGAUCUCAUAUCAUCCUAAUUAUGCUUGUUAACAUGACAAUCAAGAAGGCAAAAAGGUCAACGUUUUGAUUUUAAUCAUGCUUCAGUCAAAUUUCAGCUAAAUGAUGAAAUGUAUGCAUUUACACAGUAUGACUACAUACUUAACAUGGUGGUAUAAAUGAAAUACUAUUGAUUAUAUGAUCAUGCACUUGCCUGCAAUGUAAAGAGACUCAGCCAUCAGAGAUUACCGGUGUAGGAAUCUAGAACAAACAUAGAACACUGGAAAAACACAGCAGGGGCAAAAUAUGUAAGUUGGCAUUUUGGUUUGAGACACUGCUUGACCAGCUGAGUUCUUCUAGCAUUCUGUUUUCGCAAUUGCACAAUUAAUGAACAUUUCGAUAUUCCACAAUUAAUGAACAUCUGAUUAACAAAUACUUACUAUAAUGCUGUUGACUCUUUACACUCUACAUCCUUGUCUCGCAAGGCUUUGUUCACUGUAUAAAAAAGUGUGUCCAUUUCUGUUCAUGAAGCAUGUUGCGAAACACUGCUUCCCAUGCCUUUAUUAUUUCAUCAAUGUCACAGAAUUUUGAGAUUGCACCUAAACUAAAAAACACAAGCUGCAACUAUCAAUACUAAGUUGGAUGUAAUUCAUUGUAAUUAGUGAAAAAAGAUGAUUCUGGACAUCAGUUGCUUGUGAAAUCCUGUAAGGCAAUUAUUAACAAGCAAAGUAGUUGAUAGUGCCCAAAAUUUUAACCUUGGAAAUGCAUUAUGUAUUACCAAAGGUAUAAUGGAAAAGGGUUAAUCUCCAGAAGACCAGAAUUGAUAGCACAUGCCCCUGAGUUUGUUGAUGAUCCAAAUUAAAAUGAGAUUGUUAUGGCAAGGUUUAAAAAAAAACAAGGGGUGAUGGAUCUUCUGAAA
Messenger RNA from Amblyraja radiata (thorny skate), 2394 nucleotides. Its product is annotated as carboxypeptidase M. The record is from RefSeq and is a predicted model, not a curated record. The transcript has 9 exons. Gene Ontology annotation, molecular function: zinc ion binding; metallocarboxypeptidase activity. Gene Ontology annotation, biological process: peptide metabolic process; protein processing. NCBI's taxonomy places the organism in Eukaryota, Metazoa, Chordata, Chondrichthyes, Rajiformes, Rajidae. Bases 118 to 1425 code for a protein of 435 amino acids.